Phytophthora sojae is the source of this 378-nucleotide messenger RNA. RefSeq lists its product as hypothetical. The transcript has a single exon. Lineage: Eukaryota; Oomycota; Peronosporomycetes; Peronosporales; Peronosporaceae. The annotation marks the transcript as partial. The record is from RefSeq and is a predicted model, not a curated record.
AGCCCCUUCGGGGGGGGGGGGGGGGUGGACAAGGGCAAUGAGGACACAAACGUGUCGGGUAGGACGAUCCACGAUCUGUCAUACCCCGAAGGCACUUCCAUCAACGACUACACGGAUCAGGACAGCAUCACCAAGCCGGAGUACACUCACUGCGACGCGGUGGCGGCCGAAAUCCUGAGGCCCAAGCGCGCUCACCCAAGGACCCGGGUGUGUGUGAUGGCUGGUGAUGUGGCGUCUGCUUUCCGCAACAUCAGCAUUCACAGCAACAGCGUGUAUCUUUUCGGCGGCCACAUCGAGGAGGACGAUGUCAUCGUGAUCGAGCUCGCUGCGCCAUUCGGUUGGACUGGAUCACCGGGUUUCUACGAGAUUGCUGGUGGU